Messenger RNA from Alternaria ethzedia, 780 nucleotides. RefSeq lists its product as uncharacterized. The transcript has 5 exons. Bases 1 to 780 code for a protein of 259 amino acids. The record is from RefSeq and is a predicted model, not a curated record. NCBI's taxonomy places the organism in Eukaryota, Fungi, Ascomycota, Dothideomycetes, Pleosporales, Pleosporaceae.
AUGUCGAACCAGCAGGGAGCAAAGAUCACCGUUCAUUGGCUGAACAAAUCCCGUGGCCAGCGCGUUGUAUGGCUGCUCGAAGAGCUCGGCCUUGAGUACGACAUCGCGGUGCACAAGCGCGAUGAGAACAAGCGCGCGGGUCCCGAGCUAAAGGCCAUCCAUCCUUUGGGAAAGUCACCAUGUGUUACCAUCAGGCCCGCAAACUCUGAGAAGGACAUCGUGAUCGCUGAGAGCGAGACGAUUAUGGAGUACAUUUGCGACCAUUUUGGCAAGGACUUGGUUCCUAAGCGGUACCCUGAGGGACAGGAAGGUGUGCUUGGCGCUGAGACUGAGGAGUGGAUGAGGUACAAGUUCCUGAUGGACUACACUGAGGGUAGUCUCUUCACUAUCCUAAUCCUGGCGCUAGUCACCGGAAACAUCAAGAACGCCCCAGUCCCAUUCUUCCUCAAGCCCAUCACCAACGGCGUCGCCGGCAAGAUCGACUCUGGCUUCGUCGACCCAGAGCUGAAGACCCACUUCGACUUCCUCGAGGACUACCUCGUCAACUCUCCUAGCAAGGGCGAGUUCUUCUGCAGCGACAAGCUGACCGCUGCGGAUAUCAUGAUUCACUUCGGACUUGAAGGCGCGACGCAGAGGCUGCCAUUGAGCGAGACGAGCUACCCUAAGUUGUAUGAGUACAUGAGGAGGCUGCAGAAGAGGGACGGGUAUCUGAGUGCUGCGAAGAGGGUAGAGGAGGCGAGUGGAGAGAAGUAUGUUCCGUUUAGUGACGCGAAGUUGUAG